Kwoniella shivajii is the source of this 810-nucleotide messenger RNA. RefSeq lists its product as uncharacterized. The record is from RefSeq and is a predicted model, not a curated record. Gene Ontology annotation, cellular component: nucleus; cytoplasm. NCBI's taxonomy places the organism in Eukaryota, Fungi, Basidiomycota, Tremellomycetes, Tremellales, Cryptococcaceae. Gene Ontology annotation, molecular function: hydrolase activity. The transcript has 9 exons. Bases 1 to 810 code for a protein of 269 amino acids.
AUGCCAGUACGAGUAUUAGCUCUCUGCGGAUUUACUCAAAACUCAUAUAUCUAUUCAAAGCAGCUCGGAGCAAUCCGUAAAACUUGUAAAGAUGUUGAAUUUGUAUUUUUGGAACCUCCUGUGGUAGUGGAAAAAGCGGAUUUACCAUGGUCAUCGAACCUUGAUCAAUUCGGUUCAAACGCAACGACAGAUGAGGCUGCUCAAACUCCCGAAACUACACCUAGAGCAUGGUGGACAACGGUCAAUGAACAAAAGACAUACAAAAAGUUCGACGAAACUGUAGCGUACUUGCAUGAUUUCUUGUUGAAAAAUGAACCUUUCGAUGGUAUUAUGGGAUUCUCACAGGGUGCAGGUAUGGCUGCUAUACUAUCAGCAUUGCUGGAGAAACCAAAUCUUCAUCCUAAUUUCCCUUCCGAACCAGCCCUUCAGAAAUUUAAAUUCGCUAUCUUCGUUGGAGGUUUUUUGCCUAAAGCAGAAUCACACGACUUUACUCCAUAUUUCCCAUUACCAGCUUCUUUACCUACAUUGCAUGUUUGCGGGAGGAACGAUACCCUGAUAACUACCGAGAGGAGUCAAACGCUAGUAGAUAAGUGUGAGAAUUCAAGAGUGGAGAUACACGAAGGCGGACAUUAUACACCUUCGAAAGCAUCAUGGCGUCAUUUCUUCAAUGCGUAUAUAAACUCUUUCGGGCCGGAUGGAUCUAAUGGUGAUGUGCCACCUGUAAACUCCUUUGGACCUUCUGGAGCCAACACACCUGUCAACGCAAAAGGUGGAGAAGGAACUCCCAGAGCAGGUACUCCAUCAAUUUAG